GAGAUCUGGAACAGCCCACCGAGACCUCUGACUCCCUAUUGGUGGAGGGUUCUGGUUCUGACUCUGAAUUUGUCUGCAAGAACAAUGGGGUUCUCUUUGAGAAUCAGCUGCUACAGAUUGGCAUCAAAUCGGAGUAUCGGCAGAACCUCGGGAGAAUGUACUUAUUUUAUGGGAACAAGACGUCGGUGCAGUUUGCCAGUUUCACCACUACAGUCAGUUGUCCUGCAGAGCUCCAAUCUCAGCUCAAUGUUCAGACUAAACCUGUGGAGCCGCUGGUGGAGGGAGGAGCUCAGAUCCAGCAGGUCCUCAACAUCGAGUGUCUGACGGACUUCUCUGAUGCCCCGCUGCUCAACAUCAAGUUCAGAUAUGGAGGGACGCUGCAGAACCUGACCCUGAAGCUACCAGUCACCAUCAACAAGUUCUUUCAGCCGACUGAAAUGUCCUCACACGAUUUCUUCCAGCGCUGGAAGCAGCUCAGCCAGCCUCAGCAAGAAGCCCAAAAGAUAUUCAAGGCCAACCACAGCAUGGACACUGAAGUACUGAAGGCUAAGCUUCUGGGACUUGGAACAGCCCUGCUGGACAACGUGGAUCCAAAUCCAGAGAAUUAUGUGUGUGCUGGAGUGAUUCAGACCAAGAGCCAGCAGGUUGGCUGUCUGCUGAGACUGGAGCCCAACGCACAGGCGCAGAUGUACCGCCUGACUCUGCGCUGCAGCAAGGACUCCGUGUCGCGGCGCCUCUGUGAGUUGCUGGCCCAGCAGUUCUAGAAGGAACACCCCCCCCCC
Thalassophryne amazonica is the source of this 782-nucleotide messenger RNA. RefSeq names its product AP-2 complex subunit alpha-1-like. The record is from RefSeq and is a predicted model, not a curated record. The coding region runs from base 156 to 764 and encodes 202 amino acids. Lineage: Eukaryota; Metazoa; Chordata; Actinopteri; Batrachoidiformes; Batrachoididae. Gene Ontology annotation, molecular function: clathrin-cargo adaptor activity. Gene Ontology annotation, cellular component: membrane coat; AP-2 adaptor complex. The transcript is spliced from 8 exons. Gene Ontology annotation, biological process: intracellular protein transport; clathrin-dependent endocytosis.